CAGACUGCAUCUUCUCCUGAAAGUUCAGGUGAGCGGCGAGCCGGCGAGCUAACCCGUCCUCUUUCCGGCGAUCCAGCCCUGCUAGUGAGGACUGAGGGGAGGAAGGUGAGCGGCGAUGUCGGCGGGCAGCAGCAAGAAGGUGGCCUGCGUCACCGGAGGCAGCGGGUACAUCGGCUCCGCGCUCGUCAAGAUGCUGUUGGAGAAAGGGUAUGCCGUGAAGACGACGGUUAGGAACCCCGAUGACAUGGCGAAGAACUCCCACCUCAAGGACCUGCAGGCGCUUGGUCAGCUGGAGGUCCUCCGCGCGGAUUUGGACGAGGAAGGGAGCUUCGAUGAGGCCGUCGCCGGCUGCGACUACGUCUUCCUCGUCGCUUGUCCCAUGAACCUCAAGUCCGAGAAUCCUGAGGUAGAGCAGAUCGAGCCAGCUGUCCGGGGAACCUUGAACGUGAUGAGGUCGUGCGCCAAGGCCGGGACGCUGAAGCGCGUGAUCCUGACCUCGUCGGCGGCCGCGAUCAUUAGGAGGCCGGAGCUGCAAGGCGACGGGCAUGUGCUGGACGAGGAGUUCUGGUCUAACGUCGAGUACCUCUCUGCCAACAAGCCUGGUUUCUGGGGAUACCCGGUGUCCAAGGUCCUCAUGGAGAAGGAGGCGACCAGAUUCGCUGAGGAGCACGGCAUCAGCCUCGUCACCGUCUGCCCCGUGGUCACCGUCGGCGCCGCGCCGGCGCCGAGCUCCAGCACCAGCGUCCCCAACUGCCUCUCCCUCCUAUCCGGCGACGAGGCGGAGUUCGCCGUGCUGAGAGGCAUCGAGAGGGGGUCCGGCACGGUGGCGCUGGUCCACGUCGACGACGUCUGCCGCGCCGAGCUGUUCGUCGCCGAGGAGCCGGCGGCCGCGGGGAGGUACCUCUGCUCCAGCCUCGGCACCACCGUCCUCGAGCUCGCACGCUUCCUGGCACACAAGUACCCGCAGUACCCCGUGAAAACUGAACUGCUCUCCGACGACCUGCUCGAGAAGCCAAGAGUGCGCCUGUCGUCGGCGAAGCUGGUGAGCGAAGGGUUCGAGUACAAGUACAAGACGCUAGAUGGGAUGUACGACGGCAUGAUCGAGUACGGCAAGGCUUUGGGAAUUCUCCCCAACUUCCUGAUUGACCACACGAUACCAGUUGGUGCAAACAAAAACCUUUGGCUUGCAUGCGGCUUUUCUCUGGAGCUCUCGAACAGUACGAUCCAUGAAGUCGCCGACCUGCCUGCACUGUGUGCGCGUAUAAUAAUAAUGCUGGAGGAGCUAGUUAUUAGUGUUCCUCUAGUGUGGCAACCAACACAGGUGCACCUGACCACAGUUACAACCAUGGCGGCGCCAGGGUUCGUGAAGACGGCGUGCGUCACCGGAGGCAACGGGUACAUCGCCUCAGCGCUGGUGAAGAUGCUGCUGCAGAAGGGAUACGCUGUCAAGACGACCGUCAGGGACCCUGGUGACAUGGAGAAGAACUCCCACUUGAAGCGCUUGCAGGCGCUCGGGCACUUGGAGGUGCUCCGCGCCGACUUGGGCGUGGAGGGCAGCUUCGACGAGGCGGUCGCCGGCUGCCACUACGCCUUCCUCGUCGCCGCUCCGGUGAACCUCGCGUCGGAGAAUCCCGAGGAAGAGCUUAUCGGGCCUGCUGUCCGUGGGACCCUGAACGUGCUGAGGUCGUGCGCCAAAGCGGGGACGGUGAAGCGCGUGAUCCUGACCUCGUCGGCGGCCACGGUGGUCCCCAGCGGCAGCGGGUCGCCGCGAGGAGACGGCGGCGGACGUGUGCUGGACGAGGAGACCUGGCCCGACGUCGACUACCUCGUAGCCAACAAGCCUCUAACAUGGGGAUACUGUGUCUCCAAGGUGCUCUUGGAGAAGGCGGCGUGCAGGUUCGCGGAGGAGCACGGCAUCAGCCUCGUCACCGUCUGCCCCGCCGUCACCGUCGGCGCGGCGCCGGCCACGAAGGUCCACAUCAGCGUCCCCGCUAGCCUCUCCCUGCUCUCCGGUGACGAAGCAUCCCUCGGCGCGCUCAGAGGCGCCGAGGCGCUGUUCGGUGCUGUGCCCAUGGUCGGCGUCGACGACCUCUGCCGCGCCGAGAUAUUCGUCGCCGAGGAGGAGGCGUCCUCAGGGAGGUACAUCUGCUGCGGCCUGAACACGACCGUCGUCGAGCUCGCCCGUUUCCUGGCGCACAAGUAUCCUCAGUACAGCGUCAAAACAAAUCUCUCCGGGGAGCUUCUUGAGAAGCCGAGAGUGCGCCUGUCGUCAGCGAAGCUGGUCAAGGAAGGGUUCCAGUUCAAGUACAGGACCCUGGAUGACAUGUACGACGACGUCGUCGAGUACGGCAGGGCCCUGGGAAUUUUAGCCAGCUGAUGCUCAUCCGAAACCAGAAACUACAUAUGCAUGCAUUGAAGUAGAAGUGAAUCUCUUGCCUGCCGUUAUGUUUGUUGUAAAAAUUUGUUUCUUAGCGUGUGUUGUACGUACCAUUGUUGUAAAAAUUGAUUGUGUUUUUACCCCAACUUUGUAGUUAUAUGCUCUCGUUAUUUUUAAAUUUACGAUUUUUAACCUUACUA
Panicum virgatum (switchgrass) is the source of this 2577-nucleotide messenger RNA. RefSeq lists its product as uncharacterized. NCBI's taxonomy places the organism in Eukaryota, Viridiplantae, Streptophyta, Magnoliopsida, Poales, Poaceae. The transcript has 13 exons. The record is from RefSeq and is a predicted model, not a curated record. The coding region runs from base 116 to 2377 and encodes 753 amino acids. Gene Ontology annotation, molecular function: oxidoreductase activity, acting on the CH-OH group of donors, NAD or NADP as acceptor.